Messenger RNA from Lindgomyces ingoldianus, 1191 nucleotides. Its product is annotated as ATP-dependent RNA helicase eIF4A. The record is from RefSeq and is a predicted model, not a curated record. Lineage: Eukaryota; Fungi; Ascomycota; Dothideomycetes; Pleosporales; Lindgomycetaceae. The coding region runs from base 1 to 1191 and encodes 396 amino acids. Gene Ontology annotation, molecular function: ATP binding; RNA binding; RNA helicase activity. The transcript has 4 exons.
AUGGCUGAAAAGGGACUUGAGGAUGUGCCAGAGGGCCAGAUCGAGUCCAACUAUGACGAGACUAUCGACUCCUUCGACUCCAUGGCCCUGAAGCCAGAACUCCUUCGUGGAGUGUACGCCUACGGCUUCGAGCGCCCCUCGGCCAUCCAGCAGCGCGCCAUCAUGCCCGUUAUUAAGGGCCACGAUGUCAUCGCGCAAGCUCAGUCAGGUACCGGUAAAACGGCUACCUUCUCUAUCUCGGUCCUCCAGAAGCUGGAUCCCAACAUCAAGGCCUGCCAGGCGCUCAUUCUCGCCCCUACCCGAGAGCUCGCCCAGCAGAUCCAGAAGGUUGUUGUCGCCAUCGGUGACUUCAUGAACGUUGAGUGCCACGCCUGCAUUGGCGGAACUAGCGUCCGUGAUGACAUGAAAGCUCUGCAGGAGGGCCCCCAGGUCGUCGUCGGAACCCCGGGACGUGUCCAGGACAUGAUCCAGCGCCGUGUUCUCAAGACCGACCACAUGAAGAUGUUCGUCCUCGACGAGGCCGACGAGAUGUUGUCCCGUGGAUUCACUGAGCAGAUCUACGACAUCUUCCAGCUGCUGCCCCAGUCCACCCAGGUCGUCCUCCUAUCCGCCACCAUGCCUCAGGACGUCCUCGAGGUCACGACUAAGUUCAUGCGCGACCCCGUCCGUAUUCUGGUCAAGAAGGACGAGCUCACCCUCGAGGGUAUUAAGCAGUUCUACAUUGCGGUCGAGAAGGAGGAUUGGAAGCUUGACACCCUUUCUGAUCUGUACGAGACUGUUACCAUCACCCAGGCCGUCAUCUUCUGCAACACCCGAAGGAAGGUCGACUGGCUUACCGACAAGCUCACCGCCCGUGACUUCACCGUCUCCGCCAUGCAUGGUGACAUGGACCAGGCCCAGCGUGAUAUCAUCAUGAAGGAGUUCCGUUCCGGCUCGUCCCGUGUCCUCAUCGCCACGGAUCUUCUUGCCCGUGGUAUCGAUGUCCAGCAGGUCUCCUUAGUCAUCAACUACGAUCUCCCUGCCAACCGCGAGAACUAUAUCCAUCGUAUUGGUCGUGGUGGACGUUUCGGACGAAAGGGUGUCGCCAUCAACUUCGUCACUGCUGAUGAUGUCCGCAUGAUGCGCGAGAUUGAGCAAUUCUACAGCACCCAGAUUGAGGAAAUGCCCAUGAACGUGGCCGACCUCAUCUAG